Molecule: messenger RNA, 1232 nt
Organism: Ylistrum balloti
Lineage: Eukaryota; Metazoa; Mollusca; Bivalvia; Pectinida; Pectinidae
Product: proteasome subunit alpha type-5
Exons: 9
Coding region: 46-771 (241 amino acids)
Biological process (GO): proteasome-mediated ubiquitin-dependent protein catabolic process
Cellular component (GO): proteasome core complex; nucleus; proteasome core complex, alpha-subunit complex
Source: RefSeq, a predicted model, not a curated record
GGUGACUGGCAUGUUUGUGACUUUUUCCAAAUUUUAGAAUUCAGUAUGUUCUUGACACGUUCCGAAUAUGACAGGGGAGUUAACACAUUUUCCCCAGAAGGGCGACUCUUCCAGGUGGAAUAUGCUAUAGAAGCCAUAAAGUUGGGAUCAACUGCUAUUGGCAUUCAAACAAGUGAAGGUGUUGUAUUGGCCGUAGAGAAAAGAGUUACCUCCCCUUUAAUUGAAACUUCCAGUAUAGAAAAAGUGAUGGAGGUAGACGAUCAUAUAGGUUGUGCGAUGAGUGGUUUAAUUGCUGACUCCCGGACAUUGAUUGACAAAGCGAGAGUGGAGGCUCAGAACCAUUGGUUUACCUACAAUGAGAAGAUGUCUGUAGAAAGUGUGACUCAAGCUGUCAGUAACCUUGCUCUACAGUUUGGGGAUGAUGAUGCUGACCCGGGAGCCAUGAGUCGACCCUUUGGGGUGGCUUUGAUGUUUGCCGGGAUUGACCACAAGGGACCACAGUUAUUCCACAUGGAUCCCUCUGGCACCUUUAUACAGUAUGAUGCCAAGGCUAUCGGAUCUGGGUCGGAGGGUGCACAACAGGCCCUGCAAGAUGUAUACCACAAGUCAAUGACCCUAAAGGAGGCCUGUAAAAAUGCACUGACCAUCCUUAAACAGGUCAUGGAGGAGAAACUCAACUCAACAAAUGUGGAGAUGGGGACUGUGACACCACAGAAGAAAUUCCAUAUGUUUACUAAGGAUGAGCUAGAAGAUGUCAUUAAGGAGAUUUGAUCGCUGUCCCGUCCUAUAUCAUCAUACAGUGCUUGUUCUCAUCUUUUCAUCGACACUUUUGCAAGUUCUCUGUUGGGGAGUCUCCUUUCUGUCACUGACAAAUUUUCAGGAUUGGUGAUGUUUGUAACACAAAGUUUCCAGACGGGAACUUGUGUUUUAUCAAUAGUUUCUACAACAGAUAUAAUACCUAGAGAGGAUCACAUUUUCAUUAUGAAGUGCCACAGAAAAAAAAAACUUGUUUACCAUUAACUUUCUCUUAGUGAAAAACUCAAAUCACAUGGACAACACAAAGACAGAGUAAUUUACAGUUGAAGGCACAAGAUCUGGUUUCCUCUACCAGAAUAUAACACGAGCACUAAAGUACAAACUAAAACAUCCAUACAGGAAAAUUCAUAAAUGUGAAUUCAUCAUCUUUCUUUUGUGUUGUUCAAAAGAAAAUAAAAUAUUGAUUUAUAAUGAAA